Molecule: messenger RNA, 1611 nt
Organism: Caenorhabditis angaria
Lineage: Eukaryota; Metazoa; Nematoda; Chromadorea; Rhabditida; Rhabditidae
Source: the annotation of a GenBank genome assembly
AUGGCAGCACAGUAUUAUGAGAGGAAUACAAGGUUUGUUUUUUGUUGAAUUAUUUUCAAAAAAUUAUAAUAAGUAAAUUUGUAGCGGGAUGAAUGCGGAUCGUUUUAUGUCUCGAAUGACAGAUGAAUCGACAGUUAAUACAAUGCAAAGACAUUAUUGGACAGCUCGACAAUUCAUCAGGACCAAAAUGGGAAAAAAAGAGGAUGAACAUUUGGAAGCCAGUGAUAUUGAACUCGAUAGAUGCCUCAAUUUAUAUCGAUCGGUUCAUGGAACUUCUAUACAAUUAUUAAAUAAUGUGGACAACUAUGCAAAUUAUUUAUUAGGUUAGUUUUUGAAGUUAAUUGGGCUGAUAUUAUUAAUUUACGUAACCAACAAGUUCGUAGAUUUUUAGAUGCACGAAAAAAUAAAUUGAAAACACAUAUUUUUCCAAAUAAAAUUGAACUCUAAGAUAUUGAACCUAACUUCAAAUUUCAGAACUAAAAAAUAAACAUUUACAGAUGAAACCCUUGUUCAAAAUGUGCUUGGGAAAUAUCUCAAAGAAAAAGGGAAAAUUGACAAAACUGAAGCUGUUGGCAGAAUUUUGAUUGCAGUUGGAAGAUCAUUAUUAUUUUCUUCUCAUCGUUUGAAUGCUGAAAGGAUUCGAGUUUCGACGUAAUAUUUGAAGAAAAUCAUUUUGAAAGCUCAAAAUAAAUAUAAAUUAUUUCAGAUUUUAUAACAAGCUUUCGGUUUUUGUUGAAAGAGCAAUUGGUGAUUGUUCACAAACAAUUGAAGCUGUUCAAAUGUGUCGAACCGAAUAUCGUGGAAGUCUUUUAUGGAUGAAAAAAACAAGUGAAGAACUCGAUCCAGAUGUUGAUGGUUCAAUGGAAAAAUUCCGAGAAGCACAAACAACUGUGAAAACAAAUAAAGAAAGAUUGGAUCGAUUGAAAACUGAUACACUUCAGAAAGUUGAUCUAUUAUCUGCUUCAAGAUCAAAUUUAUUAUCUUAUGUUCUGACACAUUAUCAAAACGAAUUGUAUGAAUAUUAUGAGAAAACAUCAAGAGCUUAUGAAACAUUAGCUGAAAAUAUUAGUUGUUAUAAUAAUUAUGAUUUUGAGAUUCUAAGUGUAAGUUGAUCUUUUUAAAGUUCUAAAAUUCUAUUGAAAAUUUUGCAGCAUCUUGCAACGGGUACACUUCCAAAACGCGAAAAAUCCAAAGAAUCGCCAGUGAAAAAAGAGCAACCAAAUUGUGAAAAUGAGGAAUUGAAGGAUUUAUUGUUCGGAAGAGAAUCUCCUGAAUUUACUGGAACAAUUCGAGAAGGAACUCCACAAUGUGAUAGUCCUUUAAUUGAUGAUGUAGAAGUUGCCGAAGAAGCAACAACUAGCAAUGAUUUAUUAGAUUUGGUGAGUUAAUUUUUUCUUGUGUUUCCCCAAUUAGGAUUGUAUUUUCUAGACUCCAUCAACAUUUUCAAUUGGACCACUUCCAAGUAUUUAUGAAAGUGCACUUCCGCCUGUUUUACCACCUCCUCCAACAAAUGAUAUUUCCUCGCUUUUUUCGAAUAAUUCUGCUAAACCAAGCAAUUUAGAUUGGGAAUCAAUUCUAAAUGAGCUAGAAAAUAAUGAUAAUUCAUUGUAA